This is a messenger RNA of Erythranthe guttata (spotted monkey flower), 1555 nucleotides long. The record is from RefSeq and is a predicted model, not a curated record. Lineage: Eukaryota; Viridiplantae; Streptophyta; Magnoliopsida; Lamiales; Phrymaceae.
AUUUAACCAUAACUUAGAGGAUUGACAGUAACUUGCCACUACUAUUAUUAGUAAAUAUUAUUAUUGUUAUUGUCAUCAAGCACUAAGUUCAUAAAAAUAAUGGCACCUACCAAGCUACAACCUAAUUGUCAAAUAAGACGUCCUAUUAUGCAAUACUAUAUUUAUUCUUGCGUGAAUUGUGUGUCUCUUCCUUCUAUAUAUUUCACACUCACACACACACAAAUGUAAAGAGAGAGAGAGAGAGAGAGAGAGAGAGAGAGAGAGAGAGAGAGAGAUGAGUAAGAAAGAAGAGGAGGUUCAUGUAGUGAUGGUACCAUGGUUAGCAUUUGGACACAUGAUUCCAUUUUUGGAACUCUCAAUUGCCUUAGCCAAAUCCAACAUCCAUAUUUCCUUUCUUUCAACCCCAAGAAAUAUCCAAAGACUUCCCAAAAUCCCACCAAAUCUAUCAUCACUCAUAGAUUUUAUACCUCUCCCACUAGAAUAUUCCGAUCACCUCCCCGAAAAUGCCGAAGCCACCAUCGACAUCCCCGCCGACAAAAUGGACGACCUUAAAAUCGCAUGCGAUCUCCUCCAACGACCUAUCAAAGAUUUCAUUGCGAAGAAGUCGCCGAAUUGGAUCAUAGUCGAUUUCUUCCCCCAUUGGGCAAUCGACAUCGGCCGAGAUUUGAACAUCCCGGUCAUCAUAAACUAUGUCUUCACCGCCAGUGCCGCCACCUUCUUCUGGAUACCGGAGUUUCUCACCGGCUACCAACGGAGGCAGGCCAGACAGUUGCCGGAGGAUUUAAUGGUCCCGCCGGAUUGGAUCGAUUUCCCAUCGAAGGUAGCUUACACGAGAAAAAACGAAGCUAUCGCUAUGCACAACGUUUUCUACAAGGUAAACGCCUCCGGAAUCGCAGACGGCGAUCGACUGAUCAGACUUCUCCAGGCGAGCCGCGCAGUCUGCAUCCGCACGUGUGCGGAGUUCGAAUCCGAAUACGUCGAACUAUUCGCGAAACUCGCUGGAAAGCCGGUUUUUCCGGUGGGUCUUCUCCCACCGGAAAAACCGGAUCAUACUAUAAACCCGUCAGACACACCGAUUUUUAACUGGCUCGACCGACAGAAGCCUAGGUCAGUGGUUUUUGUAGGGUUUGGGAGUGAGACUAAGCUCAACAAAGAACAAAUCCACGAGAUUGCUCACGGGGUCGAACUCUCCGAUGUACCGUUUAUAUGGGCAUUGAGAAAACCCGACGAAAACUGCGACGAUGAUGAAUUGUUGCCGCUAGGGUUUCGCCAACGUACGGCGGAGCAAGGGGUAGUGCACUUAGGGUGGGCCCCACAGAGGGAGAUCCUCGGGCAUCCUUCAAUCGGCGGGUCCCUAUUUCAUGCGGGGUGGGGUUCGAUUAUCGAAACUAUGCAAUAUGGGCAUGUUCUUGUACUUUUGCCGUUUGUUUUCGACCAAUCCUUGAAUGCGAAGCUGAUUGUGGAGAACGGUUUAGGGGUUGACGUUGAGAGGGAUGACGACGAUGGGUCGUCCAAUCGAAAACGGACAAAUGAACUAGAUGUAGACUGUUUUUAA